CUCACAGGGCCUCACACGGCCUCACAUCCUCUUGCCUCUGAAUCCUCUCAAACCACACCAGGGCACCCAAGUGCUUCCGAUAACUCCCCUGCACACCCGGCAGUGCUUCAGCCUCUCACAGAUUCCUGCACACACCCAAGAACUCUCACGCUUACGCACUCUCUGUGGCCUGCCUCAGUUCACCCACCAUGGCACCCCGUGUGGCCCCACUGCUGGUCUUCAGCCUGUUGGUUCUCGGGACCUUCCCAGCCCCAGCUCUUGGGGGUGCUAACGAUGCGGAAGACUGCUGUCUGUCGGUGACCCAGCGCCCCAUCCCUGGGAACGUCGUGAAAGCCUUCCGCUACCUUCUUAUGAAGGAUGGCUGCAGGGUGCCUGCUGUUGUGUUCACCACACUGAGGGGCUACCAACUCUGCGCACCCCCAGACCAGCCUUGGGUGGAACGCAUCAUCCGAAGACUGAAGAAGUCUAAGAGCAAACACAGCAGCAGUUAACCAUGACGGCACCAGAAGGAGCCCUGUGUCUUGAGCAAAGGGAUCUGAAUCACACUGGCUCAAGGAACCAAGGCCCAGAAGAGAGGACCAGGCCUCCUGAUGCUCUGCUCCAGACCUAACCCAGCCAGGGCUGUGCCUAGAGCAUCAAUAUGAAUGUGCGGGUUUGUGUGGCGAGAGCACAGCCUCUCCCUGGCUAGACUGCAGGGCUUCCAAUAAAGCUGCUUGG
Microtus oregoni (creeping vole) is the source of this 717-nucleotide messenger RNA. It is a transcript of the gene Ccl19, whose product is annotated as C-C motif chemokine ligand 19. The record is from RefSeq and is a predicted model, not a curated record. Lineage: Eukaryota; Metazoa; Chordata; Mammalia; Rodentia; Cricetidae. Bases 189 to 491 code for a protein of 100 amino acids. The transcript has 4 exons. Gene Ontology annotation, cellular component: extracellular region. Gene Ontology annotation, biological process: cellular response to tumor necrosis factor; lymphocyte chemotaxis; G protein-coupled receptor signaling pathway. Gene Ontology annotation, molecular function: chemokine activity; CCR chemokine receptor binding.